ACUUAGUGUAACAAAGUUUUUACAACACCAGAUCUAAAUCCGGGUGAACGGGUUUAAACCUUUUGAAUCGCUCUAGGGUUUAAGUUUGCCAUUCUUAUUCCAGUGGAGUUACUUCACAUACGACGGAAGGUACAUGCGAGAGGUUGGAUCCGACACACUCCGUUAUGAUGGACUCGAGGAAAUGUUCUGUUUGUAUUCUUACUCUUGUGGAUGAAGAAAACUAUUGUGUUUUUAGUUGAAAUUUGAAGAGUGAUCAGCAAACCAGUGAAGUUCUUUCCACAAGAUGGCAUUCUCAAUUUUCAAAUUUAUACAGUUGUUCUCUGCCAAUUUGAUGUGAAAACUUGCCCCUUGAUUUCGACACAACAUAUGGGGUUUAAUGCAGGGAGCUCAUUAGCUGUGAUCGGUUUGCUAAUUUGCCUUCAUUUCCUUGAGACGCUCACAUUUGCAGAAGAUUGUCAUUCCUCUUAGUUUCAUUUUGGCAAUUUGCGAAAUUAAACUUGCAUAUGGCUUUGCGAGGGGUUUGGCAACUUAACAAGCUGGUUGUCAGCUAUUGCAACUGGGGUGGAAGUAGCAGAGGUAUAAGGGCAUUUAUGGAGUCUCAUUUGCCAGCAUUUAAGGAGAAGAAUCCUCAAUUAGAGGUGGUUACUGAGCUAAUUCGUGGUCAGCAUCCACAUCUGAAGGGAUUUUACAAGAACAAGAAUCAGCGAGUGAUAUGUGUGAAGAAUAUGGAUCCAGAAGACAUACAUUUGCACGCAACUAGGCUAAGGAAUGCGUUGGGAAGGAAGGUGGUGAAAUUGAGGACAAGACACGUAACUAAGCACCCUAGUGUGCAAGGUACUUGGACAACUGCUCUGGAAUAUUAAGAUAGAUAAUUGGCUGUGAGAAAGUUCCUCUACUUAAGGUGAUUUAAUCAAUUUUUGAUCCAAUGGGUAUAAGUUCUCACAUCCGGCACAAUUUUUUCUUAAGUUCCUUUUCUGUAUGAAGACAUUUUUCUUUUCUUUUCUGGUUUGUAUUGUUUGCUUCCCAACCAUGAAGCUAAUGAGAACUUAUAAAUAAAUAAAUAAAUGAAUCUUUUCGUAUUCGAAA
Molecule: messenger RNA, 1086 nt
Organism: Vigna angularis (adzuki bean)
Lineage: Eukaryota; Viridiplantae; Streptophyta; Magnoliopsida; Fabales; Fabaceae
Product: 54S ribosomal protein L51, mitochondrial-like
Exons: 5
Coding region: 504-863 (119 amino acids)
Biological process (GO): mitochondrial translation
Cellular component (GO): mitochondrial large ribosomal subunit
Molecular function (GO): structural constituent of ribosome
Source: RefSeq, a predicted model, not a curated record